CGUAUGCUUAAAUGGUAAGAAAAUUAAAUGGCGCUGGUGUGGAACUUGGAAUUAUUAUUCAGUCAAUAAAGAAGCUUGGAGUUGCGCUCACAACCUGAAAUUAUUAUAUCUGAAACCUCUUUUGCUUCAAAACCUCCAUAAUGGGUCGCGUACGUACCAAGACCAUCAAAAAGGCCGCUAGGGUCAUCAUCGAGAAGUAUUACACGCGCUUGACUCUUGAUUUCCACACCAACAAGAGAAUAUGUGAGGAGAUUGCUAUCAUUCCUAGCAAGCCUCUUAAAAACAAGAUUGCUGGGUUCGUUACGCAUUUAAUGAAGAGGUUGAGACACAGCCAAGUCCGUGGAAUCUCAAUCAAGCUUCAAGAAGAAGAGAGAGAACGCAGAGACAACUACGUUCCAGAAGUUUCAGCUCUCGAACACGAUGUUAUUGAAGUCGAUCCUGAAACUAAAGAAAUGUUAAAGAUGUUGGAAUUCAGCAACAUCUCUGUUCUUCAGCUUGUCCAGCCACCGGCGCACCAAUUUAACCGAAGAAAUUAAUUUUUUGCUUAUUUUAUAAAUUGAAAAAAAAAAAUAAUAACAUCCAAUUUUCAAAUUUGAUGUAUUUCAAUAAAUCUCAAAUUUGAGAGAUCAAAUAAUUUA
This is a messenger RNA of Cotesia glomerata, 638 nucleotides long. RefSeq names its product 40S ribosomal protein S17 (gene RpS17). Gene Ontology annotation, molecular function: structural constituent of ribosome. Gene Ontology annotation, biological process: translation. Gene Ontology annotation, cellular component: ribosome. The record is from RefSeq and is a predicted model, not a curated record. The transcript is spliced from 3 exons. The coding region runs from base 141 to 536 and encodes 131 amino acids. Lineage: Eukaryota; Metazoa; Arthropoda; Insecta; Hymenoptera; Braconidae.